Messenger RNA from Protopterus annectens (West African lungfish), 3258 nucleotides. It is a transcript of the gene EGR1, whose product is annotated as early growth response 1. Lineage: Eukaryota; Metazoa; Chordata; Ceratodontiformes; Protopteridae. The transcript is spliced from 2 exons. Gene Ontology annotation, molecular function: RNA polymerase II cis-regulatory region sequence-specific DNA binding; DNA-binding transcription factor activity, RNA polymerase II-specific. Gene Ontology annotation, biological process: regulation of transcription by RNA polymerase II. The record is from RefSeq and is a predicted model, not a curated record. The coding region runs from base 430 to 2256 and encodes 608 amino acids.
AACCCUGGCCCCGGAGAACUGAAGCAGCUUACUCUCUAAACAGAUAGGUCGCAGCGCAACGGGGCGGGGGACUCACUCGAUGCGUGUAGCAGCAGAGCGAGCAACCACACCAGCUCGCAAAAGACUGACAGCAGGCAUAGCCUGCCAGGGUAGCAGCCAAAACUCUGGGUACCAAACGGACGGCGGACAUCGAGCACCCUCACAGCCUGGGUAGUACUCAGGGUAAAAUCUCAAUUAGAAACGACAGCAUUUAUCUUUCUGUAUAAAAUAAAAAAGAAUCGCACAAACUACUGCAGGAACAGCACUAAAUGUAAAUUAAUCCUAUCCACUUAUUGAACUGUUCCUAAACACUCGGGCACCACCUGCUUUCGGGUGCAAGUGUCACUUAGAUCCAGAAGGUCUCCCUAAAGGCAACGUCCAACGUGCAGAAUGGCAGCAGCUAAAGCGGAGAUGCUCAUGUCACCUCUGCAGAUUUCUGACCCAUUUGGCUCUUUUCCUCAUUCUCCCAUGGAUAACUACCCCAAACUAGAGGAGAUAAUGCUUCUGGGUUCUGGGGGAGCCCAGUUUCUGGCAUCUGCAUCUUCAGACAGCUCGGCGUUCAGCACAGAAGCCAACGAUCAGUUCGAACACCUUUCUGCAGAUACCUUUACAGAUAUUUCAUUGACCAAUGAAAAGAGCCUGGUAGAGACAAGUUAUCCAAAUCAGACUGGCAGAUUACCUCCUAUCACCUACACUGGCAGAAUUUCUCUGGAGCCUGCUAGCAAUGGUGGCAACACUCUAUGGCCUGAGCCUCUCUUCAGCCUAGUCAGUGGACUGGUUGGCAUGGCUACCCCAUCAAGCACUUCUACAGCGUCCUCUUCACCUUCAUCUUCUUCAUCUCAAAGUCCUUCCUUAAGCUGCUCUGUUCAACUUAGUGAUGCACAUCCCAUUUAUUCUGCAGCACCUACUUUUCCAAGCUCCAACUCUGACCUGUUUCCUGAUGCACAGACUCAGCCUUUCCCAAAUCCUACCAGUACAGCUAUCCAGUACCCACCACCAGCUUAUCCAGCAACAAAGAGCUGCACUACCAAUUUCCAGGUGCCAAUGAUUCCAGACUAUCUGUUCCCUCAACAGCAAGGAGAGAUCAGCUUAAUUGCACCAGAUCAGAAACCAUUCCAGUCCCUGGAAGCCAGAAGCCAGCAGCCAUCUCUAACACCUCUGUCUACAAUUAAAGCUUUUGCAAGCCAGACUGGGUCUCCAGAACUGAAGACAGUCAGCUCUACAUAUCAGUCUCAGAUUAAUAAGUCUGGCAGAAUUAAAAAAUAUCCUAACCGUCCAAGCAAGACCCCACCCCAUGAGAGACCUUAUGCUUGCCCAGUCGAGUCAUGUGACAGGAGAUUUUCCAGGUCAGAUGAACUAACUAGGCACAUCCGUAUCCACACUGGACAGAAACCAUUUCAGUGCCGAAUCUGCAUGAGAAACUUUAGCAGGAGUGAUCACCUGACAACACACAUUAGGACCCACACAGGCGAAAAACCGUUUGCAUGCGAUAUCUGUGGCAGAAAGUUUGCAAGGAGUGAUGAAAGAAAAAGACAUACAAAAAUCCAUCUCAGGCAAAAAGAUAAAAAGGCAGAGAAAGUUGCCCCAGUACCAGUCUCCUCCUCUUCACCUGUGCCCAGUUACCCAUCUCCUGUAUCUACAUCAUACCCUUCUCCAGUGUCUACAUCAUAUCCCUCUCCAGUGCCUACAUCAUACUCCUCUUCCCCUGUGCCUACAUCAUACUCCUCUUCCCCUGUGCCUACCUCAUUUUCCUCCUCCCCUGUGCCUACCUCAUUUUCCUCCUCCCCUGUGCCUACCUCAUUUUCCUCCUCCCCUGUGCCUACCUCAUUUUCCUCCUCCCCUGUGCCUGCGUCAUUUUCUUCCUCUCCUGUGCCUACGUCAUUUGCAUCUUCUCCUGUGCCUACGUCAUUUGCAUCUUCUCCUGUGCCUACAUCAUUCUCUUCCUCUCCUGUGCCUACUUCAUACUCUUCCUCUCCUGUGCCUACUUCAUACUGUUCCUCUCCUGUGCCUACAUCUUUCUCCCCCUCUCCUGUCCAUACCUCAUUCCCCUCACCAACAGUGACUGCCCCAUUUCCUUCAGUAACCACAUCAUUUCAGUCCCAGGUGGCAACUACCUUUCCCUCAUCAGUAGCUAAUAACUCCUUUAGUUCACAGGUGGUCAGUGUGCUUUCAGAAAUGCCAUCAGACCUUUCCCCAAGGACAAUUGAAAUUUGUUAAAAGACUGACAUUUUAUUGACAAGAACUCUAUAUUAUCCCAAGGACAAUCAAUAUUUCAAGGAUAGGUUGUCUUAGCUUUUUAAAGACAACAGUUAACUUUUCAGUAUACCUAAGACUUGCUAGUCAUACUGACAAUGGCUUAAAACUAUUUAAGAGUUGUCUAAGUAUGCUAGAUCUGCAUGGACAUAGAAAUGUAUUCUGUUUAAUGACACAGUAUCAAAUGUUAAAUGAACUGAAGGAAAAGGACUUUAAUUCUAUACAUAUACAAUGUAUAUUGUACAUGUGCCAUGUUUAUGUUAAGAUUUUUUUCGGUACUAUUGAUGUGAAACUGCAUAUUCACAUUGUAUUAUUUGGAGUCAACAGGGCCAUAUUUUUGCAUAUGGUGAGUCUCUUUAGUGGCAUUGCUGUGAUGAAUUUUGGCUUAGUUGAAGAACAGCACUUAUUGUGUAUUCAAGCAAGCAUGUGCAAGAGUGAUGUUAAGUUUACUUUUUGUAAAUAUCACCAAUGGUACUUUCACAUGUGACAAAAAGUUUUGUUUCAAAAGUUACAAAAGUUUUGGUGCCUUUUGUGAAGCCUUGCUUAUGUACUGACACAUGCAUUUAUGUGUAAAGCCUUAAGGUAUGAGGGAUUUUCAAGGAAUGUAAGAGAAUUUCAUAGAAAUGUUUAGAGUAUAAAGGGACAAAACAGACCUGAAGUACAGAAUGUACGCAAAAAAUAAAAGUAUAUUUUUGUAAUAGAAGUGUAAAUAUAUAAAUAUAUAUAUUCAGGAAUUGGAAUGUUGUAGUUACCUACUGAGUAGGCAUGGAUUUUGUAUGUUUUGAACAUGCAGUUAAUUAUUUUGUGGUUUAUUUUUACUUUGUUAUUGUGUAUGUUUAAACCAAGUGACUGUUUCUGGCUCAUAAACACAUUGAAUGCGCUUUACUGCCAGUGGGAUAUUUGGUGUACAACAUAUCCUUCAAAAGAAAAUAUAUAAAUAAAAAAUAAAACAUUACUAAAUAUAAA